This is a messenger RNA of Aureobasidium subglaciale EXF-2481, 957 nucleotides long. RefSeq lists its product as uncharacterized. NCBI's taxonomy places the organism in Eukaryota, Fungi, Ascomycota, Dothideomycetes, Dothideales, Saccotheciaceae. The coding region runs from base 305 to 865 and encodes 186 amino acids. The transcript has a single exon. The record is from RefSeq and is a predicted model, not a curated record.
GAGAAAGGGCCAACCAAAAGUUCAACCGCAGCUUGCACAUGCAGCAGCGGUACCUUACGACGUCGAUGCAUUGAUCAGCGUUAAGGGUCGGCCCUCUCGUCCACAGCCACAAGCGAGAAGCCAAUGAAAACCGAGGUCGUGUGCGUGUUGGGCUGCCACCAAAGCCAAAUACCUAAUCUUCGUAUGUCCUCGACUCCUCGUUAAGCACAGAAUAGAGCACAGACUGAGCGGAGGAUCAGAGUGGCAGCCUUUCAAGCGACACACGGCAUGAAUUCAACGGUACCUGGGGAAUGGUACCGAACCAAUGCAAUGCGAGAUUGUGUACUGUUUCCAGCAGCCUCAAGGUAAGAAGGAGCCCUGCAGAUUCGGAAGGAACAAGCGUGGGCUUGGCAAGGACAAAUGUAGAGAGUGGUCACGACUGCGAAACAGGCUUGAGGGGCGGGUAGGAGAAACGACAUCUGAGACAGAGACAGGAUGCCAGUUCCCGAAAGAUUGCAAGAAAGAGAUAACGAGAGCCAAAGAACAUGUCUUGUGGGUGGAACGGUCCUCAGAUCGGAGGCGCAUGGACUCUCUGGGCGCUAGUCAAGGCUCUGGUUCUGUCGAGCAGAGUCGGCGAUUGGAUUGGGCUGGUGUUGGAGGCCGGAGCUCAACGGUCAGAGCGAAGUUCGGACCACUUCAAUCGUCAUUUUGGGCAGGCGCGCCCACCACCAACUGCCCUCCCGCCGCAUGCCUUCUGAAUUCUGCGAACUUUUGUUAUCAUGGCCUGAAGCUCACGCACGCGAUCACCUUGCACCAUCUGACCUCUUGUCGAGUCUGCACCCACGUCACCACACCAUACCUCACGUCGCUAUAUGCUUCUCCGUAGCAAAGGCUCGCCGAACGGCUCACACGACUGACUUCGACAUGAUCUGGUAGCCCCUCCAGUCUUCAGCGACUCGUCCGAAAAGUUCGGCCCAG